CCCUUUUCCCCCAAAUUCUGCUGGGCCAUGAAGGCUGGUGUCGCCGCCCUGACAGCGGGCAUCCUGGGCAGCACGGCCAUGCUGCUCUUCCUGCUCGCCUUUGGGACGGACUACUGGCUGCUGGCUGCGGACACAUGCGGGGUCAUCAGGGACGGAAACAGCACGCACCAGUCCAGAGAGGCAGACACACUGGCGGAGGCUGGGACGCAGAUCCUCACUUUCCAUCACGAGGGCUUCUUCUGGCGGUGCUGGUUCUUCGGCGAGGGCCAGUCCACAACCAUCUGGACCUUCUGGUACACCAGCCAAGCGCACCCCAAGCACUGCAUGCACGGCUACCUGUUCCCCAUGCCCAUCGUCCUGGGGCCUUUCCCACAUCCCUCCUAUGACACGACUGCAGUGUACAGAGGCUUCUGGACGGCGUUCAUCAUACUGGCCGUGGCUGCUGGCCUGGUGGGAGGACUGCUGCUGGUGUGUGGUGUGCCCUUCGUCAGCGCCAGGUCCCACAAAGUGGGCGGAGGGUUCCUGAUAGCCUCAGGAAGUUUAUUUCUCCUGCUCAUUUUCCUCUUCGUGCUGUGGAAGGAGUUUGUGGCCGAUUUCCAAAAGUACAUCCUCCUGGAGAGGAGCGAGGUGUGCCUGCAGGAGGCUCCUGUACACGUGUUCUAUGGCUGGUCCUUCUUCCUUGCUGCCGCCGGCGUGCCCCUGUCGCUGCUCUCUGGGCUCCUCUUCUUCCUGAUUGGCAGAGAAAUGGCAGAGUCACUUGAGUAAGAAAAGGUGCUGAGGAACUCUUGGAGAAGAUUAUUGAUGCUCCUUGUAAUGAAACAUACACAAGUUUUGAAGAUUAUGUCAUUUUUGUAGCUGUAACUAUUGGCGUAGGUGCAUGAUUGAAGUCAGUGUUAUGUGGAGGCAGGGGUGGAGGACUUAGCAUGCAAACACUCUCAGUCCUGUAGGCAUCUCUCUGGACUGUGCAGCAGUUUCAGGUGGAGGACCAGCCUUCGCUGUGGCCGGCAGCCACCACGGCUCGCCGCUGCCAGCGCGGCCCCGUCCGUGUUCAGCAGCACUGGAGGUUCCCAGCAUUCCCAGCAUCCUCGUUUCCUCUAAGAGGUAAUCAAAUGUGGCUGUGGGGGUGUAUGCUCUGACAUCUUUUUCUGAGAAGCAAUUAAGAAUGAUUUUUUUUUUUAGCUAGCUCUAAUUGACGUCAAAGGACAACCAUUUUAAUGGAAUGUCUGGAAACAUGAGAGUUCUUUUCAUUAAAAGCCCUGAUUCUGAAGAUA
Messenger RNA from Phasianus colchicus (ring-necked pheasant), 1271 nucleotides. Its product is annotated as transmembrane protein 182-like. NCBI's taxonomy places the organism in Eukaryota, Metazoa, Chordata, Aves, Galliformes, Phasianidae. The record is from RefSeq and is a predicted model, not a curated record. Gene Ontology annotation, cellular component: membrane.